AUGGUGGAUGCCGCCCAAAAUAUGCACAAAUCAGUUGGCAACCCUCCGCCUACAGCCACGGCCACAAAACACAACCACAACCACAACCACAGCCACAGCCACAGUCGACUGGGCCGGAUAUCAGACGAGGACAGGCCUAACUUUAAGGUCGGCCGAAGAGUGCAUAGCAGAGCCAGACGAGACCUCAAACCAGACCAUCGGACAAUCUGGCCUGAGCAACAAUGA
Protopolystoma xenopodis is the source of this 225-nucleotide messenger RNA. The record is from the annotation of a GenBank genome assembly. Lineage: Eukaryota; Metazoa; Platyhelminthes; Monogenea; Polystomatidea; Polystomatidae.